This is a messenger RNA of Pyricularia pennisetigena, 1782 nucleotides long. RefSeq lists its product as uncharacterized. Gene Ontology annotation, cellular component: mitochondrial outer membrane; mitochondrial inner membrane. The record is from RefSeq and is a predicted model, not a curated record. The transcript has 2 exons. NCBI's taxonomy places the organism in Eukaryota, Fungi, Ascomycota, Sordariomycetes, Magnaporthales, Pyriculariaceae. Gene Ontology annotation, molecular function: membrane insertase activity. The coding region runs from base 1 to 1782 and encodes 593 amino acids. Gene Ontology annotation, biological process: protein insertion into mitochondrial inner membrane from matrix; mitochondrial respiratory chain complex IV assembly.
AUGGCGUCCGACGAACUCUCAAGUCAUUUGGCAGAAUCCGGAGUGACGAUACGCUCCGAUAGCGAGCAUUACUCUGCCGGGGAAGAAAACACGACCUCUCCCGAUUCCUCCGGAAGUCCUGCAGUCAUUCUGUACCAGCCCCCAACAGUUUGGUCGUUGGUGAGGAGUGCUGCCAUAAACCUGCUGCUUCCCUUCAUCAACGGCAUGAUGAUGGGCUAUGGCGAGCUUUUCGCACACGAAAUUGCCUUUAGGCUAGGCUGGAGCGGCACAAAAUCUCUAUCGAAAUCCUCUACGAGCACAAGGCAGUUCGGCACGGCUAUCCGCAACACCAAUGGAGGCUCAAAAACAUUAAGAGCGUCGCAGGCAAUUGGCCUGCUUGGCGGGAGGAGGACAGCUGGCGUCGGCGCUGCUGCUGCCGGUCUUAUGGCGCCAAAUUACUUGAGGGCACCGCCGCAGGCUCGGAGCCUUUCCCUCUGGCCGUGGAGCAGCGGCCUCAGUGGCGGCGACAAGUUCCCUGAGACUGCAGACGCAGCGACCUCAUCUGCAGCAGCAACAACCCCCGCCGCACCAGCCGAAACCGCACCAACCCCCGAGGUGGCCGCCGCGUCCCCGGCAACGCCCGACUUGAGCGGCGCCGCCGACCCUGCUUCCGCAAUAGACCUAAGCGGCACAACCGCCUCGGUCGGCGAUGUGCUCGAUGGCUCGCACUACCUCAACCUCGCCUCGGAUCAUAUUGGCUACCUCCGUGAACUUGGUCUCAACUUCGGCUGGGGCCCCAGCUCCAUGGCGCAAUGGGGGAUAGAACACUUGCAUGUAUGGGGUAGUAUGCCAUGGUGGGCUGCCAUCUUGGGAUACGCGGUCGUCACACGACUCGUGCUUCUGAAGCCCUCGAUCGACGCAUUCAUCCAGCAGAGGAAGCUCCGGGCCCUCAAAAACGACCCCCGAGGAAGGGCCGCCUUUGACAAGAUGUCGCAGAUGAUGUCUGGAGGCUCGGCAUCGACCACCGAGCUCUUGGCGGCACGCGCUGACGUCCAGAGGCUGCAGAAGGCUGCAGGUAUCAGCUCGUUGAAGAUGGCUCUGCCCAUGAUCCAGAUGCCUAUCGGUAUCGGUGUGUUCCGUGUCACGAGCGCCUGUGCGGACCUUCCCGUACCCAGCUUCGAGACUGGCGGCUUCAUGUGGCUGAUGGACUUGACUGCGCCGGAUCCUUACUACAUACUCCCCAUCGCUUCCUCGGCCAUGAUGUAUGUGAUGCUGCAGCACUCGAUGAAGAUGUCGGCGGAUAAGUCUCAGACAGCCAUGUUCAAAGCGGUCCAAUACGUCCUUACUCCCAUAUCCUUCCUUGUUUCCCUCAAGUUGAACGCCGCACUUCAGCUGUACUUCAUUGCCAGUGCGGGUCUGCAGGCCAUGCAAACUUUGAUCUUGAGCCGCCCGGCCGUCGCCAAAGCCCUCGGGGUUGACCAGCUGAACCUCCCCGAAAAUGCUGCUGUCAACACCGACAAGAUUGUAUGGGAGGCGCCGAGGGAGAUCCAGACGACUGCCACGGUCCAAAAGCCAUCUCCCGACGAGCUCGACGUCAACACCGGCAACCCCAUCACCAACAUAAAGAACACCAUGUCCGGCGUCAGGGGAAAGCUGAACAGCUUCGCCGAGCGGGGCAACGCAAAGAAGACGUCCCAGGACGCCGCCGCUUACGAGGAGAGGCGCGCGCUGGAGGAGAAGGAGCGCUACUAUGCGCGGCGCGAGCAGGCUGCCCGUCGCGCUAGGGAGCGCGCUGGUCGGUAA